Molecule: messenger RNA, 2055 nt
Organism: Symbiodinium necroappetens
Lineage: Eukaryota; Dinophyceae; Suessiales; Symbiodiniaceae
Source: the annotation of a GenBank genome assembly
AUGUUUGUGGAUGAGCAGUUCCCGCCAGAUGAAUCAUCACUUUGGGGCGGAGAUUCGUUGCAGCGGUGGUGCUAUGAGAAGCUCGAGUGGCUCCGUCCACACCAGCUUCGCCCGAUGCCAGAUAGCCUUUUUGAUGCAGAUGCAAAACCAAGGACAUGCAGUGUGAGGCAAGGUUGCAUUCCCGAUUGUUACCUUGUCUCCGCAAUUGCCCUUUUGGCGCAACAGCCUCAUCUGGUACGCCGAUUGUUCGUGGCUUACAAACCGGAGGAAGGAAUUUGCACGGUCAAGCUAUUCAACGGAAGCUGGCAGGAGGUGACUGUUGACACAUUGUUGCCUUGUGUGAAACUGCGACCUGCCUUCGCUCAUCAUGACGGUGGAAGGGAGUUGUUUGCUUGUUUCCUUGAAAAAGCCUGUGCAAAACUGCAUGGCAGUUAUGCUUGUUUGUGUGGCGGCCGGGUUGACGAAUCGCUGUUCACACUCACAGCAGCACCCACCCUGGAGAUAAGAACCGCCAUGCGUGAAGCUCUACUGGAAAACUUGCAGACAAAUGGUGAUGCCAAUUUGCUGGCAUGCGCAAGCGCGUCAUCGACGUCUGGCCCCUCACGUCCUGUCUCUGCACUGCCCAUCCGUCCUAACCAUACGUACAUUGUUACAUGUAUUGGCGAUCCAGGUCCGAAUCCGAGCAUCAUGGUGUUAGAUCUGAGUGCUGAUGAAGGAGAUGAGAAACGGCCCGAAUCGAGCAUUGGAGAGCUCUUGAUGCACUUGGACGACUUUCUCCGGACGUUCAAUCGACUGUUUGUUUGCUUUGUUGGACAGUUCCACGCAUCAUCUUCUUUGCCUCGACACUCUGUGGAUGUGGCCGUCACAGUGGGCUACGCAGGUGGUGCUUCAUCAUUUCCGACAUUCGAAGACAAUGCCAUGUUUAGGAUCGUGCCAGCAUGCAAAAUGCUGCUAGCAGUGACCCUGGCACAGCGUGAAAUUCCACAGACUGCUCGAGAGUUCAACAUGUAUGGACGGUUUCCUCUUCCGCAGAUUGGCGUCACGGUUCUUCGUCAAGAGGUGUUUCCUGAUGUUCCAACAGAUGCGAAGAGCUGCACCCGCAACCGUCGCAGAAUACUGCAUCAGACCCCGUUUGAAGGCAAAAGGCAGGCAUCUCUUGUCUUCGAGGUUGAGAGCCUUCCUCCAAACUUGGAAUAUCGAGUUGUUCCGUCUCAUUAUUUCCCUGGAGAUUGCGGUUCAGGCCAAUUCCAGCUGCAUUUCACGUGGUCAGGCCCAGAAGAUGCAGUCCUCAUCGAAGAAAUCACGGCGUGCUCUUGUGGAACUGAUGUCAGAUUUUCAGGGACUUUAGCUCCUGGUAAUAUGGCCAUGUUCUCUUCCCAAUCUCCGUCUUUCCGAGUUUGCAGCCCUUCGGCUCCAGUCCAUGUCACGGCAACACUGACACGUCGUCUCGAAUCAACGCUUUGCUGGUGGAAGCAGGAUCCGUUGCAGGCAUUGCUGCAUGAUCUUUUUUGUUUGUUUGAUGCUGAUGCCGAUGGGUUUCUCUCUCGAGACGAACUAGCAGAUCUGUCCUCUGGGUUAUUGAGAAAUGACUUGCCAAGCAAGGGUGCUGCAGGUUGCACGAAACAGCAGAUAUUCGCAAAGCGGUGUGAUCAGUUGGAUCUUGACACCAUCAGCUUUGGUCAGUUCCUGUCGCAGAACCUGUGGUCUGGCCUUGCAACGAAGCGUGAUCUGGAACGGAAUGCUCUCAGGAUGAGAGGUGCAGGCAACCGUAACUCCAGAGAUUUGCAUAGCCUGGGGGCAUGUGCUGCUGCAGAUUCUUCUUAUGCUGCAGUGGCUGUGUUGAACUGUCCGGCCCAAUCGUUCCAAGAUGCACGUGCUUCGCUGGCCAAAGGCUGUUCUGAGCUUCCUGUUUUGAGCGAUGCGGCUGUAUGGUCUACAAGUUACUCGAUCCAGCAGCCGGAGUUUUACCUGUGUCCGGUUUUGCAGGGAAGUGCAAGUAGUGCAGGCUGCAGUUUCGAACUGCGCAUUCAGAGUUCGCGCAGUGAACUUCAUGUG